Molecule: messenger RNA, 1383 nt
Organism: Guillardia theta CCMP2712
Lineage: Eukaryota; Cryptophyceae; Pyrenomonadales; Geminigeraceae
Exons: 1
Coding region: 1-1383 (460 amino acids)
Source: RefSeq, a predicted model, not a curated record
AUGAAGAAGAUCAAGAGGGUAGAGAAGGAUCCUAUCAGUUCAAAGAAAUCAAGGGACAGCGUUAAGAUACUCAAGUCUAACAAACAGUAUGAUAAGGAUGACAUAAUCAGGCCAAGGUUUAGAAAACUGAACACACCCAUGGGCCCUUCGAGAUUCGUACCUCUCUCUACUCUCAGAGAGAUAGAACUAGAGGAUGAAAGCUUGCCCGAACCCAGUAAGGAGUAUGUGGACUACGAGACCUUGAAACCCUCCAAUAUCGAGGAGCUCAAGAAUGAAGUCAGUGAUCUCGUUGAAGAGAACAGCCUCACUUUAGAAGAAGCUGCUGAUCUUCUAGACAAGGCCUAUGGGCCAGAGAGGAUCUUUGUAUGGUUCGUCAAAAUCAUCAUUUUCAACGCAUUCAUGCUAGGAACACUGGGGUUUGCCAUGAGCUUCCCGAAUACCAAUUCAUCCUUGCCAUCCUUUACACUCUGGUCGGCCUGCACCGUUGGGUUUGCAUCAUUCGUAUCCCUGUUUGGUUGUAUAUUCAUUGCCUUUUCAAGGAGAGUGGUAGAGCUACGUGUGGGUACAUUCAUGCACGCCAUUAACUCGGGUCUUUCCAUGUUAACUUCCGUUUCAGUACUUUGGUUCUUUUACGGUCUCUUGACGAUAGGGAAGAAGGAUAGCCCCACAAUCAUAAACAACCUUUCCAAGCUCUUAUGGCCCUUGACGUUUCCUCUGCAAGGCGCACCCUUCGUGAUCGGUGCGUCGUUUAUUAUCGUCCUCUUCCUCCUCUUCCUUGUGACGUCAUACAAGUCCACGCCAGUGAACGGUUCGAAUCGAAUCUUCAUCAAUCAUGGAUUCCUUUUCAUGGCAUCCUUCAUGAAAGCAUUUAUCCAGAUCAUGUCGAAUCGGGGUUACGUUGUCUGUGACCUGAGGGGAAAUCCAUGGGCUGGCAAUGCAAACACCAUAUACAGCCUCUGGAACCGCUCGUAUGCUAUCUGGAUCACCGUCAACUCACUUCUCGCAAUAUCCUUUCUGAUCUCGCUCAUCGGCGACCUUAAACUCGACAAGAGGCUUGGGCCUGUCAAUGGGAAGUAUUUCCCCUAUGCAAGGGUAGUGCACAGUGCAUUCAUCUCUAUUGCAUACUUGGGAUUCAUGCUUUUUGAUGUUAGGUCGUCACAGGGUACACAUGACAUCAUUCAAGCUAGCACUUCCAUAGGUAGGACCAUGAAAAAGGAAAAGGCGUUUCAUACCAUCUACAACUUCUGCGUGCUUGGACUGUGUGCAUUGACCGCCGUCAUGGAUAUCGAUUGGUUCCAUCUGGUCAUCAACGAUAGGAAGAGAUCGGGUAUUGACAAGGAUAAAUUCCAUUCAACGCAGAUGGAGUAUAAAAAAGAGCAGUAA